AUGCCGCUCUGUCUCACCUUCCUCCACUUGAUGAAGGAUUUCGACCCAGUUGAGACGGAAGCGGUCAUGGAAGCCUUCGACAACCAAGGCGUCCCUACUCAGCAUAAAGCCACCCUCGAGAACGCAAUGCAACAGUUGGAAAGGGAGAGUGAAGGUGGUGGUUGGCAGCUAAACUAUUUGCGCACUGCUGAUGACAUCGUUCAAAUAACAUCUAGCAUCAGUCAAGCGGAACGAAUGCUGACCGAAUUUGACGAAACAUGUGGAUGCAUCGGUCUUCAUCUGCAAAAGACGAUAUUCAUCCGUAACGGAUGGGUCUCGGAUGCCCCAUACACGCUCAACGGAACGAACAUAUCCAAGUGCACCAGCUACGUUUAUCUGGGUCGGAAACUGAACAUGAUGAAUGACCUGAACCCCGAGCUGGGCAGGAGGAGACGAGCGGCUUGGGGAGCGUACAAGAGCAUCGAGGAUGUAGUGAAGAAUACCAAGAACACCCGGGUUCGUGCUCACCUUUUUAACACCACCGUACUUCCUGCUUUGACCUAUGCUUCGGAAACCUGGGCAUUUCGCAAGAAGGAAGAAAACGCGGUGAGCGUCACUGAAUGCGCAAUUGAGAGAGUGAUGCUAGGAGUAUCCCACCUCACGCAAGUGAAUGACGGGAUUCGAAGCUGUCUCCUACGUCAGGGAUCGAAGAAUAGAGACACCUCCGCGUUUGCCAAGGAAAGAAGAAUAAGUUGGGCCUCACACGUGAUGCGCUUUAACGACAAUCGUUGGACCAGAGCGAAAGCCGGCCUAGAUGUUGACGUUUUCAACGUAUUAUCCGUCGGUAAGGCAUAUCCACUACUGAGUAAAGCUGUUCGUUAUGGCACACCAUCGGUCAACAAUAUCCUGACAAUCCUCUAA
Molecule: messenger RNA, 900 nt
Organism: Necator americanus (New World hookworm)
Lineage: Eukaryota; Metazoa; Nematoda; Chromadorea; Rhabditida; Ancylostomatidae
Exons: 3
Coding region: 1-900 (299 amino acids)
Source: RefSeq, a predicted model, not a curated record